CAUGUGACGGUAGUGUACUGCUACUACUACUACUACUACGGUAGAUCGUAGCACCCGCCCUACGGAUCGGCAUUGCGAUGAGAAGCUCGUCUCAAGGGCUUAUCCACAACGCUCUUGACUAUUGACAUCAUCUCACCAACGGAUCAUUUUUCACUUACUUCAGGUGAAAGGACUAACAAUCUCUCGAUACAUAAAGGGAGAAGAGGAGAAACUGAAUCAUACACUCAUAACUAGUAUAAACCAAGUGGAGCUAGCAGAGCUGUGACUGGCUCAGGUGACUGGCUCAGGUCAGGAAUGGUGGAUAACUUGCCGGUAGGAGAGGGGACCUUCCUGUAUUACGCCAGCUUUCCUGCUGAACAUCACGAAUCGGACAUGGUGAUAGACACAGGUGUCUACCAGGCAGUGUCCUCCCCGUUUUCAGAGGACGACCUGAGUGACUCGUCCAGCCCUCGCUCCUGCUCCAGCCCUGAGUCCCAGGUGCUGGGUUCCAGCUACGGCAGCAGCAGCAGUGGAGAGAGCCAGGAUGGUCUCCUGGACUUCCUGCUCUCCCAGGCCACCCUUGGAAGUGGAGUUACUCCCACUCUAUCUCCCUCAGUACCACCCAUCCUCCCCAGGGGUUUAGCAUGGGAGUCGAAGACGGACCGCCUGUUUCAGCCAACCAAAGAGGAGUGCUUUGAGUUCCCUGUGUUCCCAGUGGACCUGGAGGAUCAUGUGGGGCUGCUGUUUCAGCCCACCCUGGAGGAGAUAGAGGAGUUCCUGGAGGAGAAUAUGGAGGUGGUGACGUUGAAGAAGGAGGCUAGUGAGGGAGGGAUGUUGGAUGUAGACAGUCAGGUGACAGGGUUAGAACCUGGGCUAGAGCAGUCAGUACCUGUUGCCAGGGCUACUGUCCCCACCACAGAGACCAAAUACACAGCAACAUCCACAACAACACAUUCCAACGGUUGUAGUGGGAUUAAACAGGAGGAACCUGCUGAAACACCAGCCUCGGGGGAGGGGUCUGUCUUGACGCCUGUCAUCUUGCAGAUUCAACCAAUCCACAUUAAGCAAGAGCCCAGCCCAGGUGUGAUACCAACACCAGUACCACCGCAGACCACCCUGCCCUCCUCAGACAUCAAAAUCGCCCAGCUCCUGGUCAACAUCCAGGGCCAGACGUUUGCCCUGGUGCCCCAGCUGGUGUCUCCAGCUAAUCUCAAUGGUACAUCUUCCAAAUUUGUGCGCAUCGCACCCGUACCCAUCGCCGCCAAGCCCCUGGGUCUCAGGGAGAGUGGGCUUUCAGGUGACCAGGCUGCAGGGAUCCUGGUGGGAGGACAGAAGUUCCAGAAAAGCACGGUUACGGACCUUAUAAAAAUGCAUAAGUGCACUUUCCCUGGCUGUGCCAAGAUGUACACCAAGAGCAGCCACCUGAAGGCCCACCUGAGGAGGCACACAGGGGAAAAGCCCUUCGCCUGCACCUGGCCUGGCUGUGGAUGGAGGUUUUCGAGGUCAGACGAACUCUCCAGACACCGGCGCUCUCACUCUGGAGUGAAGCCUUAUCAGUGUCCCAUCUGCGAGAAGAAGUUUGCCCGCAGCGAUCACCUGUCCAAACACAUCAAAGUCCACCGCUUUCCAAGAAACAGCAGGACAGUGCGAUCCGCAAACUGAGCACAUUGACCUCCCGGUCCUGCUAGACUGAGGCCACGCCACAGGACACAUGGAGAGACAUAGAGAGAGAAUGUUUGUGAGACAGAGUGAAUGAAUGUGGGAGAUUGCUUACAGCAGAGGGGACAGUGGGACAGACAGAAUGAAUGUGGGAGAUUGCUUACAGCAGAGGGGACAGUGGGACAGACAGAAUGAAUGUGGGAGAUUGCUAAUAGCAGAGGGGACAGUGGGACAGACAGAAUGAAUGUGGGAGAUGGCUAAUAGCAGAGGGGACAGUGGGACGGACAGAAUGAAUGUGGGAGAUGGCUAAUAGCAGAGGGGACAGUGGGACAGACAGAAUGAAUGUGGGAGAUUGCUAAUAGCAGAGGGGACAGUGGGACGGACAUAAUGAAUGUGGGAGAUUGCUAAUAGCAGAGGGGACAGUGGGACAGACAGAAUGAAUGUGGGAGAUUGCUAAUAGCAGAGGGGACAGACAGAAUGAAUGUGGGAGAUUGCUAAUAGCAGAGGGGACAGUGGGACAGAGAAUGAAUGUGGGAGAUUGCUAAUAGCAGAGGGGACAGUGGGACAGACAGAAUGAAUGUGGGAGAUUGCUAAUAGCAGAGGGGACAGUGGGACGGACAGAAUGAAUGUGGGAGAUUGCUAAUAGCAGAGGGGACAGUGGGACGGACAGAAUUAAUGUGGGAGAUUGCUAAUAGCAGAGAGGACAGUGGGACAGACAGAAUGAAUGUGGGAGAUUGCUAAUAGCAGAGAGGACAGUGGGACGGACAGAAUGAAUGUGGGAGAUUGCUAAUAGCAGAGGGGGCAGUGGGACAGACAGAAUGAAUGUGGGAGAUUGCUAAUAGCAGAGAGGACAGUGGGACGGACAGAAUGAAUGUGGGAGAUUGCUAAUAGCAGAGGGGGCAGUGGGACAGACAGAAUGAAUGUGGGAGGUUGCUAAUAGCAGAGAGGACAGUGGGACAGACAGAAUGAAUGUGGGAGGUUGCUAAUUGCAGAGGGGACAGUGGGACAGACAGAAUGAAUGUGGGAGAUUGCUAAUAGCAGAGGGGACAGUGGGACGGACAGAAUGAAUGUGGGAGAUUGCUAAUAGCAGAGUGGACAGUGGGACAGACAGAAUGAAUGUGGGAGAUUGCUAAUAGCAGAGGGGGCAGUGGGACAGACAGAAUGAAUGUGGGAGAUUGCUAAUUGCAGAGGGGACAGUGGGACAGACAGAAUGAAUGUGGGAGAUUGCUAAUAGCAGAGGGGGCAGUGGGACAGACAGAAUGAAUGUGGGAGAUUGCUAAUUGCAGAGGGGACAGUGGGACAGACAGAAUGAAUGUGGGAGAUUGCUAAUAGCAAAGGGGACAGUGGGACAGACAGAAUGAAUGUGGGAGAUUGCUAAUAGCAAAGGGGACAGACAGAAUGAAUGUGGGAGAUUGCUAAUUGCAAAGGGGACAGUGGGACAGACAGAAUGAGUGUGGGAGAUUGCUAAUAGCAAAGGGGACAGACAGAACGAAUGUGGGAGAUUGCUAAUAGCAGAGGGGACAGUGGGACGGACAGAAUGAACUUUCAAACAACAGUUAAAAGGGAGAGAGUGUUUGAAGGUUUUGUUUGUUUAUGUGUGUGUGUGACGCACGUUGGUGGUACUGUGAUAAUUUAUUGAGUAAUGCAGAGACUCAAAAGAGAAAACAUUUAGAAAAAACAAGAACUGUUACAUAACAUGACAUCUUCACUGGUGCACGAUGGGAAGUUCAGUGCUUUAUCGGGAUUUACACUUAAAAGCAAUGUUCCCGCGUUCGCGGAGACUGCAUUCACAGUAAACGCUGCAUAUGCCGGCUCAAUCGGAAAUUACUUUUACAUUUCAAUGUCGCUAUAGCACUGAACUUCUGCAGCACAGAUUGAAUCGAGUCCUAAGUUUCUUGUAAAUAGCUUUUCUUCAUUUUUGUAAGGUUUUUUUUUCUCAUAAAAAUGUUUAAGAUACGAUUUGAGAAUAUAAAAGAGGUUUUGUUAUGCAAAGUAUUUUUACACUUUGAGGUUUGAAUGAAUUGUUGUUGAUGUACCUGCCUAUCAUUAAUGCAUCAACAUUCCUUCUGCUAUAUGAUGAAAUUAUCUUCUCAUCACCGAGGGAGUUUUUACUAUGUACUUCUUCAAGCCAAAAAAUUACUAUUAAUACUCAAACGUUCAUGUUGAACUACUGAUCAUGAUCAGAAUCAUGCCAUUAUAAGCUACCUGCAACAUGUGGAGGCUGUCUCCUAUUUUCACUACGGGAGCAAUAUGACGACUCAUGCCUGGUAAAGGCUGGAUCAGCUAACAGUGAACAGCCGACUGCAAUACAACGAGGUGCAGCAGAAAGUAUUUGAUGUUUUAUGGUGUGUUGUUUAUAUAUGAACCGACUGGCUUUCUGAUCACAAUUGAAGACAUUGAAGAACUUUUCCUUUUGUAUAUUUGUAUACAUUAGCUGGAGGAGCGGUUAUUGUCAUUUUCUUUCAUUUUGUGUUAUGUCAUUGGCGCUUAAAGCUGGCCUUCUCUGGGGCCAAUAUGCCAGCUGAGUAGGCCUACGUAGUAUCUGUUUGAAUAUAAUGAUAACACUUAACCCGUUGGAGACUGUAUUAAAUCUUCAUAGCACAUAAGCAUUGAAUGCCUAGCCUGACAUGUUGUAUACAGUGUGUGGAUGUCAGUGACAGUCAAUCAAUGUACAGUUUCAAACAGUGCUGGUAGGAGCUACAGUAUGAAGGACUCAGACCAUACACUUCAAUGUCAGUCUAAUCAAUGCUUUCAGUAAAAUAGUUGAACUAUGUUUUUUAGGGAUUCUUCAAAAAUUGCAGCUACAGUAGCCUGAGGUAAGCCUCCUCGAUAUCAACACAAUAGUCUGCCUCGUGUCAUCAAUGCAUGGUGCUGAAGCACCCUACAGUGUUUCAAAAGUGACCUCUGUUUCAAACUGGAACAACCCCCAAAAGCCUUUUUAGCAGACAGACAGCAGUGCCAACCUAGCCAAGCUUCCUGGGCUAUUACGUUUCAUCUGGAGGAUCUGGAAUUGCAUGGUGCUUUAUUCAGACGAAAGGUAGUCUAGUGGUUAGAGCAUUGGACUAGUAACCGGAAGGUUGCAAGAUCAAAUCCCUGAACUGAGGUAAAAAUCUGUUGUUCUGCCCCUGAACAAGGCAGUUAACCCACUGUUCCUAGGCCGUCAUUGAAAAUAAGAAUUUGUUCUUAACUGACUGGCCUAGUUAAAUGAAGAUAAAUACAUUUAGUUAUUUCCUCUGGAACAUGUGAAGAAGUAAAUGGUGGUAGAAAUCUUAGCCUCCAUACACAUGUUCUACAGUCUCCUUCCUGAUCUACAGAUGACAUCACAGGAAGACACAUGAUUGGCUUAGUGAAAUACAGGACUCAAAUACUGUAAGGAUUAGGAAUGUUUUUUUUUUACAAUGGUGUCUUUUCCCUGUACGAAACUACACUGUCUAUGAUGGCCAUGUUGUUUCUGUGUUAACGUUGUCUGAACCUGAGGGGUCUAGAGAGGGCAGUAAACUUCUACUGUAGUAAUGCAUUCCUUCAAUCCCAUUUCAAAUGUUUAAAAUGUUUUUUACAACAGGCUAUUUUAACCCAUGAAUGUAUGUAAAUACUGCAACUACACCUAAAAGGAACAGAAAUAUUAUUGUAAUUAUUUCUGUGAUUGCGUACAAUUCUAGUGCAUGUGUAUAUAAUGACAAUUCAUGAUAUAUUGUUAUAAAUAUUAUAUACUAUUAUAAAUAUUAUAUAUUUUUCUUUGUUCUACAUACGAUGCAUUUACAAAUUAAAGAAACCCAAAAGAUA
Molecule: messenger RNA, 5421 nt
Organism: Salvelinus fontinalis (brook trout)
Lineage: Eukaryota; Metazoa; Chordata; Actinopteri; Salmoniformes; Salmonidae
Product: Krueppel-like factor 15
Exons: 3
Coding region: 295-1641 (448 amino acids)
Biological process (GO): regulation of transcription by RNA polymerase II
Molecular function (GO): DNA-binding transcription factor activity, RNA polymerase II-specific; RNA polymerase II cis-regulatory region sequence-specific DNA binding
Source: RefSeq, a predicted model, not a curated record